GAUGAACAAGUAGCUCAAGAAGCUAAAGAACUCAAGGAAAUAACAAAUACCCAUAAGAAAGUUAUUGAAAUCAAUAUACAUAAUAAAGAGAUCUUUGAAAUUGGUACAUGUAAUGAAGAUAAUAUCAAAACAACAACAUAUGACAAAAAGGUUUUUAAAAUUAGUCUAGGUAACAAAGACAACAUAGAAACAACAACCUAA
Cetraspora pellucida is the source of this 201-nucleotide messenger RNA. The record is from the annotation of a GenBank genome assembly. NCBI's taxonomy places the organism in Eukaryota, Fungi, Glomeromycota, Glomeromycetes, Diversisporales, Gigasporaceae.